Molecule: messenger RNA, 1080 nt
Organism: Saccostrea cuccullata (small rock oyster)
Lineage: Eukaryota; Metazoa; Mollusca; Bivalvia; Ostreida; Ostreidae
Product: hsp70-Hsp90 organising protein-like
Exons: 8
Coding region: 46-783 (245 amino acids)
Molecular function (GO): Hsp90 protein binding
Source: RefSeq, a predicted model, not a curated record
GGGCUCGAUGUCCUCCUGUCCCGAAAAUGAAAGAACAUUUUCACAAUGACAGCAGAAGAGGUUGAAUCACUGAAGAAGCAGGGCAACGAGUGUGUCCGGAAUAGUAAUUUUGCGGAAGCCAUCAUUCAUUACACCCACGCUGUCCAGAAAGAUGCCAAGAACCAUGUAUUGUACAGUAAUAGGUCACUGGCAUUCUUAAAGAUGCAGCAGUUUUACUAUGCACUAGAGGACGCUAAAGAAACAAUUAAACUUCAGCCGUACUGGGCCAAGGGGUACUUCAGGAAGGGAGAGGUCCUGUAUGCUGUAGGGAAUCACGAGGCUGCUUUGUUGUCCUAUGAGCAAGCAUUUAAAAUUGAACCCAACGACAAAGGAAUUACAGAGGCAAUCAGUAAAACACGGAGAGAGAUGACAAAGGAAAGGAAAGAGAAUGCGAGACGUCCGUGGCUGUGGGGAGGUGGGGGCGUGUUACUGGGGGUGAUAGUUGUAUUCUGUGACCAGUGGAUGACAGAAAAACCUGUUCUACAGUAUCUGGUACUACAGAUUUUACUAGUAGCUGUUUUUGGUGGUCUUUCCCUGCUUGCAUCCUUUGCAUUCAAAUUCAUACACAACAAUGACAAAUCUAGCUUAUUGGAACCCCCUUUUGAUUUGUUUGGUGAUUCAGGUAGCAAACAGAAUGAAGGAGGAGGUAAAAAUUCAGACCAAAGUCAAACCUCAGAGAAACACGCACAUCGGCGGGGAGGGGCAGGAACAGGGAGGCAGAGGUACAGGAUGGGGAAGUCCUGACAACUUCAUCGCCAUAGAGAUAGGGGUACAUAAUGGACAAUUUGUGAUAGCCAUGAUAGGGAUGCAGAAUGGGGAGGUCAACAGUACUCUCUGACUACGGAAACAGAUUUCUCUGCGUUAGCUUAAAUGUAUGUUCUGUUGGAAGAUGUAAUACAUUGUAAAUGAAAGUUGUAUGUGACAGUAAAUAUAAAUGUGCGAUAUAUUUAUUGAUUAACUUCAUGUACUGUAAAAUCUGUGUAAAAAAGUCUUGGUUCAUGGGGAUUUGAUUUCGUGGAUGUAGAAUUAAUGAGUAGUUAC